This is a messenger RNA of Dichomitus squalens LYAD-421 SS1, 2801 nucleotides long. RefSeq lists its product as uncharacterized. The record is from RefSeq and is a predicted model, not a curated record. Gene Ontology annotation, biological process: protein phosphorylation. Gene Ontology annotation, molecular function: protein kinase activity. The transcript is spliced from 4 exons. Bases 125 to 2575 code for a protein of 816 amino acids. NCBI's taxonomy places the organism in Eukaryota, Fungi, Basidiomycota, Agaricomycetes, Polyporales, Polyporaceae.
GUGCUCUUCUCUGUAACCACCGACGACAACCUUUGCUCUACUUCUACAUCCAUCUUACCUAUCACCACUCCUCUCACAUCUUUGCUGACUCCAUCAUAUUCAUAUCCGACGUCUCCAUACUCUGAUGUCGUGCUCAGUCCUAGAACUCCCGAAUGAAGACUUUCACCGUGCGUUCCUAGCAUCCACGGAGCCUUUCCCGUGGAAGCAAAGGACGCACGAACAGUUCUUCACGACUCUUCAAGAUGCAGAUGAACUCUCCGAGCAAGAUAUCUCUGAGCGACUCAUCCAGGCAAUCAACAGCGGCUGUCUCGAUUCUGGCUCACGACUUUCGCCCCAGGAUUCCCGUGUCUUCUUUGACGCGUCUGAGAGUGUGAGGCAUGCGGCGGUCUUUCGCAGCGAACACACAUCUUCCCUGCCUUCUUGGUACGACCAAACGGUCCCGGUCGUAUUUGCACGCCACUCCACCGGUGGCGACCCGUUCGACGACGCUGAAUAUGAAGACGAGUACGGCGAGAUCCAAGAAGAAAGGGACAAGGUUAUGAAACACGCCAUGACGGUCGUGGAGUACCUCUUCGCUGCCCAACAUCGGGUCUUCCUUUUCAUGAUUCUCGUCAUCGGUCGCCGCUUUCGUUUACUCCGCUGGGACCGUGCUGGGAUCAUUGUCACUCCCUCCGUCGACUACGUCGUAACGCCCUCCGAACUUUGUGACUGCCUGUGGCACCUCUCCCUUUUCGAUGACGCUGCAUUAGGCUUCGAUCCAAGCGCUACCCGCGUUCUCCCCGGGGACGUUGACCACCUGCGAAUGGACCUCGCUGCCAUGAAGAGCGCACACGAUGUGGAUCAUACCGAACGCACCCUCAAUAUGGGCGAAGCGGAGGGCUCUGUGAUCUUCGAGUACACUCGGACCUUAUUCCGCUCUGCCCUUGCCCCCCAAUGGCCCCGCUACAGACUCGAGGUCACCGACAAUGGAACAACGCGUCACUUCCUCGUCGGGAGACCUGUAUUCCGCGCAGGUGGGACAGCAGGUCGCGGGACACGCGGUUACGUCGCCUUGGACUGUCAGACCCGUCAGUUUGUGUGGCUGAAAGACGUGUGGCGGGCGGCUUACAUGGUGGCCUCGCGCGAAGGGGACGUCCUGCGGAAGCUCAACGAGGCUGGGGUGGAGCAAGUGCCUACGCUUGUCUGCCAUGGCGAUGUCUGCGAUCAAGCGACAGUUACCACUGAGUGGUGGGAGCGUAAGAAUGCUUCCUCUAUCCCGUCGCCAUCUCUGCAACCUGCGGCUGCAGCACAUUCAUCGUCUCGGACCCUGCCUGGAUCCGCGUCUAGCGGCAAGAGGAAGAGGGAAGACGACACGGGGAACGACGUAGCGCCAUCGCGACGUCGCGGCAGACGUAGCCGGAAGGGGGCCAUACUUUCCAAUGGUCCCUUGAGCCAGCACAAGCACUAUAGGGUAGUGGUGAAGGAAGUCGCUCUGCCACUGAAGCACUUCCGGAACGGGAGACAAUUGGCUUCCGUUGUCUUGGACGGCAUUCGAGCCCAUCACCAAGCGGCUACGAACCCCAAGACUCGAUUGCUUCAUCGUGACAUCAGCGGCGGAAACAUCCUCAUAUAUCCCAAGGUCAAACGUGACAGCAACGGAACAAACCCUGCGAUAGUCUGGACCGGUCUCCUUGUCGACUGGGAGCUGUCGAAACCCAUUGACGAUGACCAGACGCCAUCGAAAGGGAGUCAAGCGGAGCACAUGGGCACAUACCAGUUCAUGUCUGUCAACAUCUUGAGGGAUCCUUCGCAGCCGGUUAAGGUCUCGGAUGAGCUCGAGUCGUUCUUCCAUGUCCUCCUCUACUAUUGUGUCCGCUAUCUUUGCUCGAAUUGCGGAUGCCCGACAUCUUACAUCGAAAACUACUUCGAGAACUAUGCCGGCCCAGGGCGCUGGCAUACGUGCGGGUGGAAGUCGUUAGCUAUGCAAGAGGACGACUUCCUGAGCAAUCAUUUCCCUCCGUCUCCGCUCCUGUUCUACAGUCCGAUGGACGAGAUACUCGGGACCAUCCUGAGAUGCUUCCAGUCGCUUUACAAAGUCAGGAAGGACGACGCUCGGAAGGCGAGAGGUCCGCCGCCGCCGAAGCUCCCGCCGCUCGAAUCUUCCGACAGCCGGCUGGCACCAAUCGGGGAUAUUCCCGAGAUUCCCUUCUUCGGCGACGACGCGGAGCGGAUGGAAGCCGAGGUGCCUGCCCCUCCACCAGUAGAUGACGACUCUCCAACCCCGGAGGAUCGAGAACGAGCGUUGAAGGUCCAUGACCAUUGGUUCAUGAUCGAGCACAUCACGAAGACGCUCAGUAGCUCUGAGUGGCCAGACAACGAUCGGGAACCCUCACCUGCUGUCAAGACGCAGACUUCCGUCUCUGGAUCUCAUGGCCAGAGUGCGAGCGACCGAGCGUCCCGACCUACGUACGUGAGCAACAAGCGACGGCGGAUCGCUGGGCCUGAACGCAACGUCUCCCUUCCUGCGCGCCUCCACGCGUCGACACGGCGCACGCGCGUCAAGCCGUGCACCCUCCCCGUGAGGGCUGCGCCAUAGCAUCUAUUGGGAACGCUUGAGUGAUGUCUUAUCAUUUUCCCCUCUCCGUCUCUCCCGUGUUGUCCGCUCCGCCCUUUUGGCGUGCCCACUCUUUCGUCGAAUGUAGUACCUCUUCGAUUCUUUGCUAUCUCUGCUCACCUCGUGCGCUGUGCCGCAUUUAGAGACACAGUAUCCUGUAACACUAGCGACAUUCUGCCUUGAUCUCUGUUCAUUCCAUAACUUAUCG